UUUCUUUCAGUUUCUCUUUUAUCUUUUUGUUGAUAAAUUUCAAUUUCUCCUCCUAAUGUAUUAAUCUGUUUUCGUCUCUAGUCUUUUUCCUUUCAAUUACGACUCAUUCAUUUCAACGCCAUGGGAAAUUGCUGCUCCGAUAUCGCCGCUGGUCGCUCGGCCGUCGGCGGAACAGCCGGCGGUUUACUCAAUUCAGCAAACGCUCCCAACGACGCCGUCGAUAACUUCUUCAAGUCUCGCGGCUACCAAGGUCUCUUCUCACAGAUCGAGUUGUCGUUUUCUGCUUCUGGAUUGCGUGAUCGCGAUGUGCUCUCUAAGAGUGAUCCAAUACUGGUUCUUUAUGCAAAAGGAAAAAAUGGAGCACUUGAGGAACUUGGCCGGACAGAAGUAGUUUUGAAUUCAUUGAAUCCGACAUGGAUUACUAAACAAACUCUCAUUUACCAUUUUGAGGUUGUUCAGGUUUUAGUGUUUCACGUUUAUGAUGUUGACACUCAGUUUCACAACGCAGAUGUGAAGAUACUUAAGCUAGAAGAACAACAAUUUCUAGGUGAGGCAACAUGUGCAUUAUCUGAGAUAAUUACAAAGUCUGAUGGAUCAUUGACAUUAGAUUUACUCAGACAAGAUUCUAUCAGAUCUGGCGACUCCCAAAAAUGUGGGAAGCUCAAAGUGCAUGCCGAGGAAUGUGUUGGCUCAAAGACUACAGUAGAGAUGAUACUCAGGUGUUCAGAUUUGGAAUAUAGGGACCUCUUCUCAAAGAGUGAUCCCUUUUUAAUAGUAUCAAAAGUUGUGGAAAGUGGUGCCCAUAUUCCAAUUUGCAAAACUGAAGCUAUAAAGAAUGAUCACCACCCAACAUGGAAGUCAUUAUUCUUGAAUAUUCAACAAGUAGGAAGCAAGGAAAGUCCUUUGAUAAUAGAGUGUUACAACUUUAAUAGCAGUGGCAAACAUGAUUUGUUGGGAAAAGUGCAGACAUCUUUGGUAGAGUUGGAGAAGCUCCAUUCUGGUGGCCAAGGAGAAAAUUUAUUUUUGCCUGCUGCUGCGGGUCAUGAUUCUCAGGCCAAGGUUUUGAAGAGCCGGCUAUUUGUGGAUAAAUUUUCUGAAAGCAUCCAAUAUACUUUCCUGGAUUACCUUGCUGGGGGAUUUGAAUUGAACUUCAUGCUGGCCGUUGAUUUUACAGCUUCAAAUGGCAAUUCACGCCUUCCAGAUUCCUUGCAUUAUAUUGAUCCUUCAGGACGGCCAAAUUCAUACCAGAGAGCAAUUAUUGAGGUUGGAGAGGUGUUACAGUUUUAUGAUGCCGACAAGCGAUUUCCUACGUGGGGAUUUGGAGCACGGCCAAUUGAUGGUCCAGUUUCCCAUUGUUUCAACUUGAACGGAAGCAAUAAUUACUGUGAGGUGGAUGGUAUUCAAGGAAUUAUGAUGGCAUACACAAGUGCUCUGCUUAACGUUUCUCUUGCAGGACCAACACUUUUUGGACCUGUCAUAAAUAAUGCUGCACUUAUUGCCAGCCAAUCUGUAGCAAAUGGUGGUAGAAAGUACUUUAUCCUGUUGAUAAUCACGGAUGGAGUAGUGACAGAUCUCCAAGAAACAAAAGAUGCACUCGUUAAAGCAUCAGACCUACCAUUAUCAAUCCUUAUUGUUGGUGUAGGAGGAGCUGAUUUCAAAGAAAUGGAGAUCUUGGAUGCAGACAAGGGGGAAAGGCUUGAAAGUUCAUCUGGGCGUGUUGCCUCACGUGAUAUAGUCCAGUUUGUUCCAUUUCGAGAUGUUCAAAGUGGUGAAAUUUCAGUAGUUCAAGCACUUCUAGCAGAAUUACCUACUCAAUUUUUAGCUUACAUGCGGAGCAGAAAUAUCCAACCAAAUCUCUAGUUUUGUAAAGAUCUUACAUAUUCAAAAUAUCAUAUUCAUUGAUCAUUGUGCAUGUUCAAGGCCCCUUUUACAUUUUUACUCUAUCUUAAAUCCAUAAGUUCGGCCAAAGGGCUGAGAACUCAUGCUUUGUGCUAAAUGCCAAUUAAAGGGUCAAGAGAGGUUCCUCGGUCAGCUGCUUUAUCUUCAUGUCUGCCCGUUCAAGCCUUUUGGUUGGAAUGUCCUUUUCCUGUGUUGUUGCUUUUGGGGUUUUUUCUGGUUAGUUAGGAUCUGAAAAAAGUUUUUGUACAAAUUGAAGUUUCUGUUUUCUUGUAGUUGAGAAGGCAAAAUUUCUAGUCCUACAGUCUACAUCGAAUCUGGAAAUCCAAUAUAACUGAACUACUUUUUUUUU
Molecule: messenger RNA, 2248 nt
Organism: Vicia villosa (hairy vetch)
Lineage: Eukaryota; Viridiplantae; Streptophyta; Magnoliopsida; Fabales; Fabaceae
Product: protein BONZAI 1-like
Exons: 16
Coding region: 121-1860 (579 amino acids)
Biological process (GO): cellular response to calcium ion
Cellular component (GO): plasma membrane
Molecular function (GO): calcium-dependent phospholipid binding
Source: RefSeq, a predicted model, not a curated record